CUGGGACGCGCACGGCGUCUCGCUUGAGCCGGGGCUGGGCCGCGUGCGCUGCGCUGCGCUUCCUCCGGGCCCGUCGUGCGUGGUCCCCCGUGGCUCGCAGCACCCGGUCCGCUGACGCGCGUGACUGACGGCGAAGAGGGCAGAGGCUGCGCUCCGGCUGCCGAGCACCCCGGUCUCCGCGCGAUGAGCCCCGAGCCGGCGCCUCCGGAGCCGCAGGGCGUGCGCCGCAGCCUCGAGGAGCCCUCGGAGGAGCCCCAGGGACAGGGCUCCGCGGCCUUCCUCGCGGGCGACUAUGAGGUGGCGGCCGAGCUCUUCCGCUCGCUGCUGGCCGGCCUGGCCCAGCCGGAGCGCGGCCUAUGCUUGCAGCUGGGAGAAGCUCUGGCCCGCGCAGGCCGCCUGCCCGAGGCCAUCGGCGCGUUCCGUGGCGCCGCGCUGCUCGGCCCGCUGCAGCCCGGGGAGCUAUCGGAGCUGGCGAGCGGCCUGGCGCGCGCCUUGGGCCUGCGCGAAAAAAGGCCGCCUGUGCUGGUGAGGCCCGGCGGCUGCGCGUCCGGGGCCCCGGGGCCCGUGGCGCCGCGCGACCUGCUGGGCUGUCCCCGCUGCGGGCGGCUGCUCUACAAGCCGGUGACGCUGUCCAGCGGGCUCACAGUGUGCAAGCGUUGCGUGGAGCAGGUGCCGGCGCGGGCGCAGGCCCGGCGCGUGAACGUGGUGCUGAGCGGGCUGCUGGAGAGGUGCUUCCCCGCCGAGUGUCGCCUGCGCAGGCUGGCUUGCCAGGCGCGGGGGCUGCAGCGCCAGCAGCAGCCCGAGGCCGCGCUGCUCAGGUGCCAGCAGGCCCUGGACAUGGCCCCAGAUGACAACUCAUUAUUGCUGCUGCGAGCUGAGUUAUAUUUAACCAUGAAGAACUAUGAGCAAGCCCUGCAGGAUGCUGAUACAGUUUGUCAGAGGGAACCUCUCCUGACCAAGGGGCACCAUAUCAAAGCCCAGAUUCUUUCUGGAUUGGGAAGAAGUAAAGAAGUGUUAAAGGAAUUUAUUUACUGCCUUGCUUUAAAUCCUGAGUGCAACUCGGCGAGGAAAGAAACACAGAAGGUAAUAUGCGAGGUGUUCUUUUCAGCUUCAGAAAAUGAGGAUCAAACCUCAACAUCUUCCACUGAAACUGGACCAAAGGCCCUUUGUGAUGGCCAGAUGAGUCCCCAGUAUCCUGUGGAAGAAGCAGGCGGUCAAGCUAAUGCAGAAAGUCCUAAGACACCAUCUGAGAAGUUGGAUAUACCUGCAGAUACCAAUUCUUCGGUUUUAUAUUUUAUUCUGGGCCUCCACUGUGAAGAGGAUAAAAAGGCACUGGAAGGCAUCAUCCCAGUGGCACCGAGCAGCACCUUGAAGAGGCAGCUUCCCAGUGAUGCAGAAGAUGACGAGCUUGAUGUGAAUACCCCUGAGAAGAUUCCCAAGAAAGAUGCAGAUUCCUCACCUCAGAAGAAUGCAAACUCUCUAGAAGAAGAGCCAGAGUUCACAAUUGAUGCGACUGACUUUGAGUGUGCACUGUGCAUGAGGCUGCUCUUUGAACCUGUCACUACACCCUGUGGACAUACAUUUUGUCUCAAAUGCCUUGAGCGCUGCCUGGACCAUGCCCCUCACUGUCCACUGUGCAAAGACAAGCUUUCAGAGUUGUUGGCAACCAGAAAUUUUAAUGUAACUGUUCUGACUGAAGAACUGAUAUUCCGAUACUUAUCUGAUGAGUUAUCUGACAGAAAGAGGGUCUAUGAUGAAGAGAUGUCAGAACUGUCCAAUCUGACCAGAGACGUGCCCAUCUUCGUGUGUGCUAUGGCCUUCCCUACGGUUCCCUGCCCUCUCCAUGUGUUCGAGCCCCGCUACCGCCUCAUGAUAAGGAGAUGCAUGGAAACUGGCACCAAGCGAUUUGGCAUGUGUUUAUCUGCGGAGAAUGCAGGGAUUUCAGAGUAUGGCUGCAUGUUGGAGAUAAAGGACGUCAGGACUUUCCCUGACGGAAGUUCUGUCGUGGAUGCAGUUGGGAUUAGCCGCUUCAGAGUCCUAAGCCACCGCCACCGAGACGGUUACAACACAGCGGAUAUUGAGUACCUGGAGGAUGAGAAGGUGGAAGGUGCAGAGUUUGAAGAACUUACCGCCCUCCACGAGUCUGUUUACCAGCAGUCUGUUUCCUGGUUUGCCUCGCUCCAGGAUCACAUGAAGAAACAAAUUCUAAGCCAUUUUGGGUCAAUGCCAGAAAGGGAACCAGAGCCACAGAGCAAUUCUAGUGGCCCUGCCUGGUCCUGGUGGAUUCUGGCUGUGUUGCCCUUGGAACGAAAAGCUCAGCUGGCCAUUCUGGGCAUGGCCUCUUUGAAAGAGCGUCUUCUUGCCAUUCGACGAAUAUUAGUCAUCAUUACACGUAAGCUGAAUAGUCGCCAAGAGAUGGCUAACAACACACAGAGAGAUAAUUGAUUUUCCUCUAGGUUAAGGUUGCCAGAAGCCCCUGUGUUUUUGAGUUCCAGAUACUGACAAAUACUCAUCCUCUUUGGCGUACUUUGUAAAACCUUGUCAAUGUGGUGGUAAGUGGGACAUUUGCCAAAUACUGAUUUUCUCACACAUAAGAACUCUACCUGCUGGACUUGGACACUGUGCAAGAUUCGCCUGAAGAUCAAGUGGAAGGUACAGGUGAGAAGUCCUUGAAAAUCUCUUCAAAGCAGAUGCUUCAAGACUAUGGCUCACUAACAGCAUGGGACACUCACAUGGUUGACAUGUGACUCCAGUGUCAAAGGUGGUUACCUUCUUAGCCAAUGUCUUGACAUGAUAGGUGGAAAAUGUGCGUGCCAGUGGCUAGUGAGUGGGAACAGACCUAUUAGGAUAUAAGCAAGCCAAAACUUGACUUGGGUUCUGUGUGUCAUUGUGAACUUGUUUGCAAAAUUAAUGAACUGAAUCGCUAUCCAGUCCUUACCGGAAAAAUAGUAAUUACCGGGCAGAGCCGUGUUUGUGUUUGUGUCCUGCUGUAACCCUGGGUGUUGUAAAUUGCAUGUUGUAACUAAAUGAAUGUAAAACUACAAGAAGAUGUAUCUUACAUAUAGAAAAGUCUGAGGAUUGUCAGUAUUUUGAAAGUGUAUAUUCACAAACACUCCAGAAGGGUAGUCAGAAAUGAGUUAGAGCUGCGUGUCCAUUGGGAUGUCAAACACAGCCAGACGCAUUCUAAACAAAGCUCUAUCUUCAUUCAACUGGGAAUUUACUAUCAGAUAAUGAUAGGUGUAACUCCCGACCUCCAGUGCAUGUUGGGAAUAUAUAUCACCGGGAAUAACCCAGACAUUCCUGCCACCUGAGCAGCUGGUGCAGACAGCCUGCUGCUUAGUCUGUAAGAUGAGCAUCCAGACUGACAAGACCCUGCUGAGCAAAUCUCAGCGGUACAUUCUGCUUUCUCCAUUCAAGGUGUGUGGGUUUAAUUUAAAUGUAUAUUGUAUGAUACAAAAUGGUGAUGGCUUAUCCACCCAUCAGGCAUUUUAUGAGAAAGCCGUAUGAUAACAGUGAUGUUGAUUUUAUUGCUCUUUUCAGUAACUGAAACUCAGCUUCGCCAUGGGACUUAGAACACCCAUCUCAUUUACCAUGAAUCUUUGAUGUCACCCUUAAAAGGGGCUAAAAGCCCUUUCGAGCAGGCCAUUCCACACGUUAAGAGUUCAACUCUACUUGGCAUUUAUGACAUUGUCUGACCACUUAAAACUAUGACUCUUGGGGCAGAAAUCCUUUACUAGGAUCUGCGCAUGACAAACGAGUUUUGAUUUAUUCUUUCUUUUUCGUGGAAAAAAAGGUAGGAAUUGGUAUUGUUACAGUUUCUGUUUGAAAGUGUCUAUCCAAUGUGACCAUAGUUUCUCCAGGACUCUUCUGGGAGUUCAGUGUCUGUGCUGAGUUAGUGUUGGGAAGGUUUUGUUUCUCCCUGCUGUUGUGUUAGCUCUUAUAACUUACUGAGUUCAGAACUAUUAUGCUGGUCUUCCUGGUUCUGGCCACCUCUUUAUUCCUCUCAUCCUCAAUGUUCUUAUGUGAAAGCCCCCACGACAAUAAUGCAAAAGGGAACAACAGAAGUUUUGGGGAUUCAGUGCCAAAGAGAGUGUGGCAUGAUUGUCACAUGCUCUGUUACACAUUGCACUGUACAAUAGCAGACCAGUACUCACUGGGUGCUUUUAGUGGAGUCUGGUUAUUGGACGAUUUCAGUAGCACAAAAGUUAAAGUGCCACCAUUGCCCCCAACCAAGGUGGGGUCAUUCUCUCUGAACUGUACCUGGGUGUCGGAUUUAUAAAGGACAGUGAACAACAAAUGCCUUUGAGAGAGAUUACUGUUCCAGACAAACAAGAGGCUCAUUGCUUAGGGUUUGUCAGAGGCAGUCAAGUCAGGCUGGGUGUGGAGGAGAUUCUCAAGUUCUGUUGUACGGGCUUCAGUCUUAACAGUGACGGAUUGUAAUAGCAUCAGGCAGCAGCAGAGACCUGCACUACCCACCAAGCCCUUUUCUUGAUGGGGAUCAUACUAGAUGUGUGAAACCCUGUUUCCAGAAUUACAGACAAUUCCAAAGCCCUUGUGCUAGCUGAGUGGCUGUGUAAAGAGCCUCCCAAUUCAUUGUCAUCCCUAUAACAAACUGGAGCAAGCUCUUUGGCCUGAGCCAACUAAGAAUUUAGAGUUCCUCUCUCCAUGCCUCCCAAUGGGUUGUAGCAACUCCUUCUGAACAAGAGGUAUGCACUCCAGGAAGAAAGAAACUCUUAAGUCAGCAGACCAGGUUAGCAGACCCCUGCUGGGCUUAAGUGGUAACAUCUCCACCCUUCCCAACAGUGAUUAUGAGUAACAAGAUUUAGAACAUUUUGGUAGUUUGUACAGAGAUUAAAAGGAGACAAAGAAUUUCCAAAGAUGCUGUGUUUGACUGAAAUGCAGUAGACAGGGUUUCCACAGACUGUAGAGCAUACGAGGAAAGCCCAUUCCCUAAACCUGAUGCAGAAGAGGCCUGUACCAGUUUGAUAGUAACCUCUGUGGCUGCUCCUGCUUCUAAUGAGGACAUCCCUUAACUACCUAUCAAGGCCAAGUGCACAGUGCACAGUGGUCCUCUGCUCUCUACUCACUGCCUAAAAUCUUCUGUUUCCUGAUGGUUAUGCCCAGUGUGAUUUGGAAAUAGAAUAGUUGGGGGUGAUUACCAGGUCAGCUUCAUCUGGCCCAAAGCUGCUCAACCCUGCUGUCAAGGCCAAGGUUCACAGUGAGUUCCUACAAGAGCAGGAUGUUAAAGGACUUGAACCUGCCAUAUCCCAUGAAAUCCAAAAGGAUGCUUAUCUUUUAUAGGCCAGAGAAAACUCGAAUAGUUUUUCAUUCUCUCGGGUGAGACAGUAAUUCCUUCAGCCAUCACACUGCCCCUCAUUGGGGGUUGUUUUGUUUCUUUUUUUUUUUUUUCCAUCAGAACUUAUUGGCGUUCUGUAAAUCACUCAGUGGUAAACUGAGUCAUUCUCAGACCCCCUCUUCAGGGGCAGAGCAUAGCAACAGAGCAGCUGCACACUGGAGUCACAGAGCAGCCAGGCCCCAUUGCAGAGCCUGAGAAAACAAGACACAGCUGGAGUAGACCUGUGCCUUGGUCCAGGUCUGCUGGUGGCUUUUCCAAGUACCGGCAAAGGGUGAUGAUUUUCUCUCUGUGUGGAUGCUUAAAUGAGAAAUGCAUCCCCCACUCCAGAUUCUAGUAUUUGAACACUUGACCUGCACUUUGUGCCAGUAUUUGACUGAUAUUACAGAGCCUUUAGGAGGUGCAGCCUUAACUAGUGAUUGAUGUGGGAGUCCCAGCCCAUUGUGGUGGGGCCCUUCCUGGGCUGAUGGUCCUUCGUUCUAUAAGAAAGCAGCCAGUUAGCAGCACCCUUCCCUAGCAUGUAUAACAGCUCCUGCUUUCAGCUUCCGACUCUGCUUGAGUUCCUUUGAUGAUAAACAGUGUAAGCCAAAUAACCCUUUCCUCCCCACCUCGCUUUUGGUCGUGGUGUUUGAUCAAGGCAGUAUGAAACUGAGACUCAGCCUCGUAUAUUUUCCUCCUGUUUACUCAAGAACUAAAACUUGUGCUUGAAAAUCUCAUAGAGCCCCAUUAAUGUUGAUCAUUUUUUCAUGUGGGCUGCAUGUAGGGAGAAAACAUUCUGGUGCAAAGAAAAGAGGAUGAUGGCCAGUUGGCAUAAAGGGGGAAGGUGUCUGCGUGCGCCUGCAACAAAGGCAGACACCCAUGCAGAGGCAGAGACUCCCUCAGUCUGUGCACUUUCACCUGUGGCUUACUUAUCACCUUUGGUUUAAAUAAGAACAGGAAAGCUGGGCAGUGGCACUCAUCUUUAAUCCCAGCACUUGAGAGGCAGAGGCAGUCAGGUCACCAUGAGUUUGAGGUCAGUAUAGUCUACAGAGUGAGUACUGGGACAGCCAGGGCUGUUACACAGAGAGAGCCUGUCUCAAAAACAAAACAAAACAAACAUCAACAAAAACCAGAAAAGUCAGUCUGGCUUGUGACUGAUGCUGCCAUUGUAGCUGAGAAAAUGUAGGCUUGAGUCCUCUGAAGGAACUACUGCCAAGCUCAGCCUUCUGUUUCUAACUUGGCUACUGAUUCAGGACCAAGGCCAUUUACAAGUAAAGCACUCGAUAGAUACCCUUUCAGUCUCUGCAAGAAAUAGCCUUGAUUCAUUUCUACUUCAGAAUGCUUCACCUGUGCUUGCGUGAGUCUGUGGUCCUUCUUUGUCUACAAGCUGUGUAAUGGAUUAGCCAGUUCAGGGGACAAGUUUAAAGGGCAUUUGGUGAUUUCUCCAGUCCUUGUAGACCUCCCCUUGUAGAGGUUUUGAUGAAAUGAUAAUCUUGGAAUCUUUUUCGUUUCUGUCAUCCACACUCAGGUGUGGUCAGGUUACAGAGUGUCAGAAUGUGAAGCUUACAGCUUGGUAUCUUGAGUCUUUGCUUUUGUCUGCUUCUGCUGGGGUCUCCAUUGUGGACAACACUGUUUUAGCAAUAGAGCUUCCACCCUGUAAAGCUUUUUCCUGGACCAGCUCUCCUUCUAUACGGCUUAUACCAGGACACACUAGUGUCCACUGAGCUUUGGGAAAAGUGGCUAAUAGGUAGGUUGCAAAGCUGCAUAUUCCUGCCUCAUUCACUUAGGAUACUUACUACCUGAUGUUAGCAACUGAUUUAGUACCUGUGAAAUGAUUGUUACCAGUUGAGCAUAUUGUUACAAGUUGUGAAUAUUUUUCUUUAUUUAGAGCAGGUUUGAACAAGUUAAGUCUCUAUCAAUUAAGAUUAUGUUUCUUGCCUCUUUAGAGGUCAGUAGUGGUAUGGAAUAUUCACCCAGCUUCGCUUUCCUUUCCUACUUAAGAUGUCUGCAAAGAUGCAAGUAGCAACAUUUGGCAUUGUUGUUUCUUACAAGACUGGUUUUUAAGUGUUGCAAAUGUUUACUUCAUUGUAUUCUUUCCCUGUCCAUUUCUGCUCAUUGAACUUGUGUAUCUAAUAUGUGAUAUUUGGACUAGAUAAAACGUACAGUGUUGUAAAUGUUUUCAAAUAAAUAAUCGCUCCCAGAUAACAAGG
This is a messenger RNA of Arvicanthis niloticus (Nile rat), 7542 nucleotides long. It is a transcript of the gene Lonrf2, whose product is annotated as LON peptidase N-terminal domain and ring finger 2. The record is from RefSeq and is a predicted model, not a curated record. Lineage: Eukaryota; Metazoa; Chordata; Mammalia; Rodentia; Muridae. Gene Ontology annotation, molecular function: protein binding; ubiquitin protein ligase activity.